Messenger RNA from Rotaria socialis, 1779 nucleotides. The record is from the annotation of a GenBank genome assembly. NCBI's taxonomy places the organism in Eukaryota, Metazoa, Rotifera, Eurotatoria, Philodinida, Philodinidae.
AUGAAACAACAACAUAGCGAUACCGAGUUGUAUGAUGUCGAAAGGAAAACAAUUCAAAGGACAACAGUCGAUACAAAAAGAUUGUUGUUUACUCGUUUUGAAGAUCUUUCAAACGAACUUAUCUAUGAAAUAUUCGAGUUACUCGAUGGUUAUGAUUUAUUCGAAAUUUUUUCAAAUCUCAAUUCACGAUUUCAAAAUCUUCUUACUCAUCCAACACUUCGUAUCAAUAUGAACCUAUCAUCCAUGUCGGAAUCGACUUUUCAUCGUUUUCGUGCCUUUGGUAUCUUGCCGAAUAAGCAUAGAAUAAAGUCACUUCAUUUAUCGAGCCCUUUCGCUGUCGAUCUCAUUUUCUCACCUCCUCGAUGCAUUCCAAAAUUUAGCCAAUUGAAAACAUUAAUUCUUGACGAUAUUAAUUCAAGAUAUCUUGACCAACUUCUUCACUUUUUAACUUUGUUGCCCUACCUUUCGUCGUUGAUCCUUAGUCUUGCUGACCGUUUUCGAAAUAAAAUGAUUCUCUAUCCUCGAAUUUUCCUCAUACCAAUGCUGAAAUAUUGCAAAUUAUCAUAUCAAGCUGGCAGUGGACGCAUGCUAUUACCAAUCACCACCAAUCAAUGCAAAAUCGCCGCUCUAUUAUCCUACACUCCUCGACUUCGUCAUUUAUCGUGUCGAAAACUAGCAUACGACGCAUAUCAAACAAUGGAAAUGCCGAUUGUUCCAAACAAUUUAACAAAGGCUUCAUUCGAGUUUUUUGGGCUUUUUAAUUUUGACCAAUUCGAACCGUUAAUCAGAAAAAAUUUUCGUCAACUUCACUGCUUACGUAUUUCUAUAAGUAAAAAUGAUAGAUCCUAUUUAGAUGCUAAACAAUGGGAAAGAUUAAUUUUAACGUCGAUGGCCUACUUACGAAUCUUUGAUAUUCAAUAUAAGGGCUGGGUGUAUAAGGAGUCCAGUGGCAAGACUCAAUUUUAUGAUCGGAUCGAUCAAUUUAAUUCUACAUUUUGGUUUGACCGCCAAUGGUUUUUUGCACAUCAGUCUUAUGAAAAAGAACAUGCUAUAUCUGUUCUCUUCUAUUCAAUCCAACCGUAUAGAAGACAAUCUUAUAUUUUAUAUAGUCAUCCUGAAGAAAAAAUAUGUCCACAUCGUCAACAGACUACCUUUGAUACAGUUCGUCAUCUUUAUAUCGAUGAGGAACAAUCAAUUGCAAAUUGUUUAUUUCAAUUUCCCAAGUGUACCAAUCUCACUUUAUUGAAAAGUUUCUGUAAAAACUGUGACUCAACCAUUACUUCACUUCAUCGUAUUAUUCCGUUGAUGCAACUAACUAAUCUGACAAUUCGAUGUCUAAAUUUGUUCUUUGAUACGAUAAUCGAAGUAUUACAUUCAACACCCAAUAUUCAAAUAUUAGAAGUUGAUUCUGAAUAUCCACUCGAAUUAAAUCCUAUAUCAAUAGAACAAACCGAAAAAUUGCGCUUGAUAUCGAAUGAAAACAAGAUUCAAAGUUUGACAAUUUCUCGUGGUUGCACAUCAAAAGUAGCUGAGGUUUUUAUCAAUUUGUGCCGUCGUGUACAACGUAUCGAUAUGAACAUUUCAACUAAUGAAUUUGAAUCUACUGUAAGAGUCCUAUUGAUGAAACAUAACAUUAAUAGUCAUCAUUUACGCUUAUUGAUUCUUCGGUAUCUUAGUGUAACAUCGUUCAAAAAAAUUGAACACAUGGUGCAUGCCGAGAAAUUACUUGAAAACUGUUCAAUAAAAUUUGUCUACAAUAGAUUGUAUUUGUGGUGGUAA